This is a messenger RNA of Rhodofomes roseus, 810 nucleotides long. Its product is annotated as proteasome 26S subunit. The transcript is spliced from 6 exons. NCBI's taxonomy places the organism in Eukaryota, Fungi, Basidiomycota, Agaricomycetes, Polyporales, Fomitopsidaceae. Bases 1 to 810 code for a protein of 269 amino acids. The record is from RefSeq and is a predicted model, not a curated record. Gene Ontology annotation, cellular component: cytosol; proteasome regulatory particle, lid subcomplex; proteasome regulatory particle. Gene Ontology annotation, biological process: proteasome-mediated ubiquitin-dependent protein catabolic process.
AUGGCUCCGACUCAGUUUGUCUCUGCGUAUAAGCAAUUGCAGCAGGCGUUCAGCGCGCGUCCCUCUGAUCCCAAGAAAUGCGCCUCGCUCCUCGCCUCACUCAAGAUAGCCUUGAGUGAGCUGGGUCUUUUGGUCCCGAUGGGCGAAGCCAGCCUCGAAGACAUGGUCAUGGCCCGUGAUGUACUCGAGAUUGGCGCGUUCUUCAGCAUACGGUCGAGAGACAUCCCUUCCUUCGACCGCUACUAUUCGCAGCUCCAGACAUACUACAACGACUACAAGUGCGUACCAUACACCGUCCUCCCCCCAUCACCGCGCGAAUACCCCAUCCGCGGCCUCUACCUCAUCCGCCUCCUCACGCAGAAUCGCAUAGCCGACUUCCACACCACCCUCGAGUCGCUUCCUCUCGCCGCAGACUCCCUGACCGCGAACCCCUACAUCCAACAUCCUGUCAACCUCGAGCGCUGGCUGAUGGAGGGCAGCUACAGCAAGGUGUGGAAGGCACGCGAGGAGGCACCCGCGGAAGAGUACAGGUUCUUCGUGGACAGUCUUAUGGAAACGAUCAGGAACGAGAUUGCAAGUUGCGAGGAGGCGGCGUACGAGAGUCUACCGCUCAAGGAUGCAGGGACACUGUUGUUCUUCACCAGUCAGAGCGAGCUGUUGAGCUUCGCUAAACAACGUGGAUGGCAGGUCAACCUCACAGCGGGGACAAUCACAUUCGCAAAGAAAGGCGAAGAGAAGAUCGAGAUCCCGAAGGAGAAGCUGAUUGCAGCGAAUCUAGCACUUGCGCGAGAGUUGGAGCAGAUUGUAUGA